AUCCCAGCAAUCGCGAACAACCCAAGGACCCGCCUAACUUCCAAAAGGAUGGCUCUGCCUACACGAUCACCCCGGCCCGACUGGCACAGGUCAGGCGUAACUUCUGGUACCCCUUCUACGAUCAGGGAGGCCCGGAGAACAUCGGUGACUACCAGCGGGACAUCCACGCCUCGAUGCCCCAGGUUCACAAGAAUUUCAACUUCCAGCUGCCCUUCUUCGGCUUCCGGUUCAACUAUACUCGGGUCUCGAUGAACGGGUUCCUGGAGUUCUCGGAUCCCCCGGAGCACUACACCUACCCGCUGUCCUUCCCGAUCAAGGAUUGGCCCCGGCGGAACGAUCCGUCUUUUAUUGGAAUAUUCUUCAGCAAGUGCCGUAUCGGUCGGAUCUACGAUACCGAUAUCGAUCAACGGGCGCCCGGGGUGUACUUCCGGAUGGAACGCGAUCUGGAAACGAGAACCGAUCGACCGGGAGUGGAAAUGCGCGAACGUGUGAUGUGGGACAUUCGAGAGGGAGUUGUGGGGUCGGAUACGUUCGUGCCGAAGCACGCGAUCAUUACCACGUGGAAGAAUAUGAGCUUCGCGGGUGGUAUCGAUAACUCGCUGUUCAGGACGAAUUCCUUCCAGAUGGUUCUGGCCACGGAUGAAGUCUACACCUACGCCAUCUUCAACUACGGUAUUAUCAAUUGGUCAUCGCAUACGGAAGCUGGUGGUGAUACCACAGGUGGAGAAGGAGGUGUCCCCGCUUACAUCGGCUUCAACGCAGGUAACGGAACCCAGGCGUACGAGUACAAACCCUACAGUCAAGCGUCGGUGCUGCGAGAUUUGACGGGACGUGGUUGGGCCAACGGCUUCCCCGGACGACACAUCUUCCGUAUCGACGAGCGGAUCAUGCUGGGAACGUGUAAUAAGGAUAUUGACGCGGCACAUCUUCCGCUGGUGUUUGCACCGGAGUCCGGAAACAUGUUGGGUGGAACGGUUGUAAACAUCACCGGACCGUGCUUCCUGUCGAACAACACGCGUAUCGCCUGUCGGUUCGAUACGGAAGAAGUUAUAGGAACGGUGGUCGAUACGAAUCGUGCCAUUUGCGUGCAGCCCUUCCUGAAGGCGCAGGGUUACAUCCGGUUUGAAAUCUCCAUCGGUGUGGAGCGAUUCAAAUGGCGAGGGCGUUACUUUGUGGAAACUCCCGCGACGGCUACUGAUCGCAUCUUCUUCGAAUCCGAUGACGUUCAUCGGCGGAAUCCUUCGGAAAUUCGGAUUACGUGGAAUCGGUACAAUUUGACAACCAAUUUAAAUGCAAACGUUCAGAUAUCGCUUUGGGGUUACCGGGAAUCGACAAUUCGCCCGGAGUUAGAAUACAUCGACAUGAUCGAACCUCAGUUAACGAAUACGGGAGUCUACACGAUCGCUCCAGCAAACUUCCGUCUACGGGACAAUCCACGCAAUGUAGACAUGCAGUUUGGCUUUAUCCAGAUAAACCUCACCAAUCCGGAGCAGUUCAACGGCCUAUCCAUUUCUCCCAUUCUCUGGUCCAAACCCAUCCCUCUCGGAUGGUACUUCGGACCGCAAUGGGAGCGCAUCCACGGAAGAAACUGGCCUCGUGCCCUUUGCGAUAACUGGCUUAUGACGGAUCGUUUCCUGAGAAAUUUUGCUCACGAGCUGCCACUCUGCCCUUGCACUUUAGAACACGCCACCUAUGACAAGGGACGAUUCCUGCCCGAUCCGGACUGUGAUCGGGACACCAACCCGACCUGUUUGCACCACCGUGGAGCCAUCCACUGUGUCAGAUCCGGACAACCGUCUGCCCAGGGAUCCGAACAGCAGUGUUGCUACGACCGUAACGGUUACUUGAUGCUUUCGUACGAUCAAAUGUGGGGAUCGCGGCCCCGCCGAAACCACAACAUCGGUCAGAUGCCGUGGAACGAAGCUAAUAAGGUUCCAACGCUGUCCACAUGGUUCCACGACGUCCGUCCGUACUACUCUUGCUGUAUGUGGCAGGAUGAGCAGGCCGUUGGCUGCGAAACGUUCCGUUUCGAGCGUCGACCUUCCCAAGAUUGUAUCGCGUAUCAGUCGCCGGGUGUGGCCGCCGUCUUCGGAGAUCCACAUAUCGUCACCUUUGAUGGACUACAGUACACGUUCAACGGCAUGGGUGAAUUCGUUCUGCUGCGAGGUAACAACGGCCGGGAGCGAGUGGACGUUCAGGGACGUUUCGAGCAGGUCGCUCGUAACAUCCACGGACCGGUAAUGGCAACUCAGCUGACUUCGAUCGCCGCCCGUGGUAACACUUCGACGGUUAUUGAGGUACGUCUACGACCCAGGGACGCUCAGUGGCGUUACCGGUUGGACGUGUUUGCUGACGAACGCCGCAUCUACUUCGAUCGGCAGAGCUUGAAGUUCCAGCAUUUCCACGGCGUGACGGUCUACACGCCGACGUACAUUUUGAACCAGUCGGAAGUCGUGAUCAUGUUCUCGUCCGGAGUUGGCGUGGAGGUAGUUGAGAAUAAUGGGUUCAUGACGGCGAGAGUCUAUACACCUUGGAGUUUUAUAAACAAAACAAGAGGGCUGUUUGGUAAUUGGAGUUGGGAAAUGGCAGAUGACUUGGUACGGCCAGAUGGUGUAGUGAUACAGCCCAAUUUGAACAACUUUAGGGACAUUCACCACAACUUUGCAUUGCAUUGGAUGUUAUCGGAUCGAGAAUUAGAGGGCGUGGGGAAGGCGUUGUUUACGAGAGAGUUUGGAAGAACAUCCAGUUACUACGCGAAUACAUCGUUUGUGCCGGAGUUCCGUAGAGAGCCGUCUGAGUUCCUACCUCCCAAUAGAACACAUGACAUAGAACGAGCGAGCGAAUUAUGCGGAGAGAGUUAUCAAUGUCGGUACGACUUUGGUAUGACACUGAAUCGAGAGAUGGCACAUUUUACCAAGAAUUACCAUGCCAGUGCGAUCAACAUACAGUCUACGAAUAAUGAACGAAUAAUAUCAUGCGGUAUUCUUGAAACGCCUCGUUUCGGACGCAAGUCGAACUUCAUGUUCACUCCAGGAGCUCGGGUAUCCUUCGAGUGCAACGAAGGCUUCGUCCUGAUUGGUGAUUCGCGGCGUGUUUGCCGUGAGAACGGACAGUGGGACAUCCCCGAGCACGGAUACACCGAAUGUCUACGCGCUGUAUUCUAUACCCGUCGCACUGCUUGGAUUACCAUUGGCAUUGUCCUCGCUGUAAUGUUGCCUCUGAUCAUGUGUAUCGUAUGCGGAGUGUACUGCUUCCGCAAGCGUAAGUUGAAGGAAGAUCCGGACUGGCGUAUGCCAAUUCCGUCCCGUUCGGGUUCUCGGGCAACGCUUCGCAACUUGGCUAGCGACGGCAGUGAAUACGAUGACAACACGAUCAAGAAGGUGCGCCGGUACGAUGCCACGUACAAGACGCAUGAACCGCUAGCUGGCAAACCGGAAAUUCAGUUCGAGCCCAAGAAGAUGGACCUAGACGAAGAAGACAUUACAUCCUCGGAAGGAGGUCGCCGUCGAAUGACCGCCGGAACGGAUGAUGACGGUGCAGGUGCCGGACCGUCCAUGUUCAGCGAUGAAACCUAUCCACCGCCACCAGCCGAGUCGCCAACCCAAGCCUACGGAGCGUACAGUCCAACCUUCAGCGGCAUCGAUCGCAACAGCAGCUUCGCCACCGAAGACAACUCGCCAGUUAACCAGAGAAGACCGGGACCGUUCCCACAGGGAAGCUUCCAGCAGCAACCGUCCACCACAGGAACGUUCUACGGUGGUACGACUGCUGCCGGAGGCGAACAGCCUAGCCAGCCGCUCAUCCAAAAUGUCGGACUUCCAGCCCGCAUGGACAGCCGAUCAACAGAAGUCUAAACCCUAACCUCCAAAAACCCAUCCAACUUCAACCAUCCGACAGAAUUCAGGUAUUCUACGCGACAUCACAAUUUUUGUCAUCGUUUAUUUUUACACCGAACUCUAACCGUAGCCGUUAGACUUCACCGUAAGGCGCUCAAGGUAGUAGUAGAUAUCAGUCAGACUACAGUGUUUUUCUCUAGCGAUAAGUUCACCAAGUGUGUGUAUUUAGUGAUAAGCAACAAUUAAAAAUGGUGAAAUCAAUAAAGAUACCAGUUCAAUGUAA
Aedes albopictus (Asian tiger mosquito) is the source of this 4119-nucleotide messenger RNA. It is a transcript of the gene mesh, whose product is annotated as protein mesh. Gene Ontology annotation, biological process: cell-matrix adhesion. The record is from RefSeq and is a predicted model, not a curated record. Lineage: Eukaryota; Metazoa; Arthropoda; Insecta; Diptera; Culicidae.